AUGCCGUUGCGUUGGGGUAUUGUGAGUGCGGCUAAAAUUAGUCAUGACUUCGUCACCGCUUUCAAUUCGUUUCCUGAUAGAGGAGAUGCUGUAAUUGCUGGCGUUGCAGCAAGGGAUAAAAACAGAGCUACAGAUUUUGCUAAAAUUCAUGACAUUCCUCAUGUAUUCGACACUUACGAAAAAAUGGCAAAGAGUUCUGAAAUAGAUGUUGCUUAUAUCGGUUCAUUGAAUCCUCAACAUUACGAUCUCGCAUAUCUGUUUCUAAAUUCUGGAAAACACGUUCUUUGUGAGAAGCCCCUUUGUUUGAACUACAAGCAGACACAAAGUUUAAUCAAUCUCGCAAGAUCGAAGAAACUCUUUUUAAUGGAAGCAGUGUGGUCAAGAUUUUCGCCGGCGUACAUUGCACUCGAAAAGGAAAUAAGCAAUGGAAAGUUAGGAGAAAUUAAAUACGUUGACGUCGCAUUUGGAGUUCCCAUUGUAAACCACGAUAGAGUAAGUAAAAAGGAAUUGGGAGGAAGUGCUCUACUUGAUAUAGGAAUUUACACUAUACAAUUUGCUCAAUACAUUUUCAAAGAUGACCCUAUCAAAGUAACAGCGUGCGGGGAAUUAAACGACGGAGGUGUGGAUGAAGUGUCCACUAUAGUUCUAGAAUACUCUGGACGCCGCCGAGCGGUUCUAAAUAUUAAUGCAACACUACGACUUUUGAACAAUGCAAAUGUUUAUGGGACUCAUGGAAGAGCAACUCUGGAGGAUCCAUUCCAUUUUCCAACUAAACUAACUCACGGAGACGGAAAGGUGGACGAUUUUCCCUUACACCCGCCAAAACUUGAGCUUAACUUUGAAAAUAGUACCGGUUUGGUCUACGAAGCUCUAGAAGUCGAAAAAUGUAUUAGAAAGGGUUUGGUGGAAUCUCCAAGAAUGACGCACAGGAUGAGUCUCACUCUAGCCAAAAUUGAGGAUGAAGUAAGAAAACAAAUUGGGGUCCACUUUGAUGCUGACGAUAUAGAUUACCCUUAA
Messenger RNA from Pieris macdunnoughi, 1017 nucleotides. The record is from the annotation of a GenBank genome assembly. Lineage: Eukaryota; Metazoa; Arthropoda; Insecta; Lepidoptera; Pieridae.